GGCUGUCACGUACCAGCCUCUUAAUUCUGGGAAGUUCCCGUGCCUUUGGUGUUGAAUAGAGGUGGAGAAAGAGUCCGAGCUCUCAUUUGCAGAAGCGGAGGGCCAGGAUAAGAGAUUUUGAUAUUUUUGGAGAUAUUCUGAAUUUUAUGUGGGGAAAUUGUCCUGCCGUUCAGAACAGGAUCAAAGGUUCAAGAGUGUGCAGUGAAGAAGCGUGUCUUUAGUUAUGACGAACCCUUAUGCACACAUCAUUGAGCCUCUGGACCCCCAGAAGCCUGACCACAAGUUCUUCAACCUUAAAAAGCUUAAGGACCCCAGAUAUGACCAGCUUCCCUUCUCCAUCCGUGUGCUGCUGGAGUCUGCAGUGAGGAACUGUGAUGGGUUCCUGGUGAAGAAAGAGGAUGUGGAGAAAGUCCUCAACUGGAAGGUGACGCAGAGUCAGACCGUGGAGGUGCCUUUCAGACCGGCUCGCGUCAUCUUGCAAGACUUCACGGGUGUUCCUGCAGUGGUCGACUUUGCAGCCAUGCGUGAUGCAGUGAAAAAAUUACAGGGCGACCCGGAGAAGAUUAAUCCAGUCUGUCCGGCAGACCUCGUCAUAGAUCAUUCCAUUCAGGUUGACUUCAACAGGAAGUCUGACAGCCUUCAGAAAAACCAAGACCUUGAAUUUGAAAGGAACCGAGAACGAUUUGAGUUUUUAAAGUGGGGUUCUAAAGCAUUCCGGAACAUGCGGAUCAUUCCUCCGGGCUCAGGAAUAGUCCAUCAGGUCAAUCUGGAAUACCUGGCCAGGGUGGUGUUUGAGCGCGAUGGUUACUACUAUCCGGACAGUCUGGUGGGAACGGACUCCCACACUACCAUGAUUGAUGGGCUGGGAGUGCUGGGCUGGGGUGUUGGAGGUAUCGAGGCAGAGGCAGUCAUGUUGGGUCAGCCGAUCAGCAUGGUGCUGCCAGAGGUCAUUGGUUACAAACUACAAGGGACACCCACCAAAUUUAUCACCUCCACUGACAUAGUGCUUACUGUCACCAAGCAUUUGCGACAAGUUGGUGUUGUUGGAAAAUUUGUGGAGUUUUUCGGCCCUGGUGUUGCUCAGCUGUCUAUCGCUGACCGUGCUACUAUCGCUAAUAUGUGCCCUGAGUAUGGAGCCACCGCUGCCUUCUUCCCUGUAGACCAGAUCAGCAUUCAUUAUCUGAAUCAGACGGGGAGGGACACAGAGAAGCUGAAUUACAUAGAAAAGUAUCUGAGAGCAGUGGGCAUGUUCAGAGACUACAGCAACACAACUGAGGAUCCACAGUUCACUCAGGUUGUUGAGUUGGACCUAAGUGCGGUCGUCCCCUGCUGCAGUGGUCCCAAGCGGCCACAUGACAAAGUGGCUGUGUCCGAGAUGAAGCAGGACUUUAAAACGUGUUUAGGGGCCAAGCAAGGCUUCAAAGGAUUCCAGGUGGCUCCUGAGCGUCAUGAUGUUCAAGUGCCUUUCCAGUUUAAUGGAGCGGAGUAUUCCCUGUCUCACGGAUCCGUGGUCAUCGCAGCCAUCACCAGCUGCACCAACACCAGUAACCCCUCCGUCAUGCUGGGAGCAGGUCUGUUGGCGCAGAAGGCUGUAAAGGCUGGUCUCAGUGUCAAGCCGUACAUUAAGACCAGUCUGUCUCCAGGCAGUGGAGUGGUCACAUACUACCUCAAAGAGAGCGGGGUCAUGGACUUCCUCUCACAGUUAGGUUUCGAGGUUGUUGGUUACGGCUGCAUGACCUGCAUUGGAAACAGUGGACCCCUUCCAGAGCCGGUUGUAGAAGCGAUUACUAAAGGUGAUUUGGUUGCUGCGGGUGUCCUGUCUGGAAACAGGAACUUCGAGGGUCGCGUCCAUCCCAACACACGGGCCAAUUACCUGGCCUCUCCUCCUUUGGUCAUCGCCUAUGCUAUAGCAGGCACAGUGAGAAUAGAUUUUGAAAAAGAGCCUUUGGCCGUGAACUCUCAGGGAAAAGAGGUUUUCCUGAGGGACAUCUGGCCCACGCGGGAGGAGAUCCAGGCGGUGGAGAGACAGUUUGUCAUUCCUGCCAUGUUUAAGGAGGUCUAUGAGAAAGUUGAGAAAGUGAAUGAACGCUGGAACUUACUGAAAGCUCCUUCUGACAAGCUGUAUACCUGGGAUCCUAAUUCUACUUAUAUUAAAUCCCCUCCUUUCUUUGAUGGACUGACCCAGGAGCUGCAGACACCAGCCUCCAUAACAGAUGCGUAUGUGCUGCUCAAUUUGGGAGAUUCUGUGACCACGGACCACAUCUCGCCUGCAGGAAACAUUGCUCGUAACAGUCCUGCGGCACGAUACCUGACCAACCGCGGACUCACCGCGAGGGAGUUUAAUUCAUAUGGUUCUCGUCGAGGGAAUGAUGCAGUCAUGGCUCGAGGCACAUUUGCCAACAUCCGCCUUUUUAACAAGUUUAUAAACAAGCAAGCACCAAGUACCAUCUACCUUCCUACAGGGGAGACGAUGGAUGUUUUUGACGCGGCAGAGAAAUAUCAGCAGGCUGGUCAUCCUCUCUUGAUUCUGGCGGGUAAAGAGUACGGAUCGGGAAGCUCUAGAGAUUGGGCGGCUAAAGGGCCCUUCCUGCUGGGCAUCAAAGCGGUUCUAGCGGAGAGUUACGAGCGCAUCCAUCGCAGUAAUCUGGUUGGGAUGGGCAUCAUCCCUCUGGAGUAUCUGCCCGGUGACAGCGCUGAAAGCCUGGGGCUCAGCGGCCGCGAGAGAUACACUGUGGUCAUUCCUCCACAGAUCACGCCCAGAAUGACUGUCGACAUCAAGCUGGACACAGGGAAAGUGUUUCAGGUUAAGAUGAGGUUCGACACAGACGUGGAGCUCACUUACUUCCAUCACGGCGGCAUCCUCAACUACAUGAUCCGCAAGAUGUCCCAAAACUGACCCAGUCGGAGCGCACAUCAUCCACCAUCUGGAUGCUUGUUUUGGUUUUCUCUUUUACGAACCAACUAAUGUGUUGUUUAGUUACAGUUAUGUUUGAAAUAUGAUGCAUAACGUUACGUGCUGCGAUAUUCUAUGUGCUGUGCUUGAUUUUGAAGCUGUGGAUGAAACUGUGUGAGGUUUACACGAAAGCAUUACAUGUCUCUGUUAUUCAUCUUAUUAAUUACUGUACUUACACUAAAUGUUGAACGUAGUACUUAACAAGUUAUCCGCUCAUGAAAAUGUGCACUGCUGUUAUUUUGUUUUUUUGUUAGUUAUUAUAGUAUAAACAUCAUGCAUGUGAUUUAUUUUAAUUUUUUUUAAGAUGUACUAAUGAUUCCUUUUUCAUUGCCCAUUAAUUUUCUUUCAGAAGAGUCAUGUAAUGGUAAUGCAUUAACUUUAGACUGAAAUACUGAAGUUGCAUCAGAUAAAUCCCUUUAACAGCUGUCUGAUAUCAAAUCAAAAUAUGAAAGUGCCUAUGUUUUCUCAUAUUGUGUGUCUAAUCUCUUGAAAAAGCCCGUGCACGUUUCAUUCCAGUCUUUAUUUCUUAUGCAUCUCUACUCAGAGCUGGGUUGUAACUGAUUACGUCAUCUGGAUUAUGUAAUCAAAUUAAAACAAAGGAAGCUCUUGUUAUUAGAUUAAAUUGCAUUUUCAAGGCUUCUGUCUUUCGAACACAUUAAAAUGCACAAAUUCACACUAUUUCUUAUUUGCAUGUAAUACAGGGAUUUUUUUUUUUGUCAGCAAAACCUCUUUCUCCCAAUGUAUUAACGUGAUGUACCCCUUAGAUUUAAAGGCAAUAAAUUUAUAAUUAUGUAACACAUUUGCAUGUUCACGGUUUUCUGGCAUUAAACUCCCGAAGCCCCCGAAACCUCAGUUUGAGAAACAUUGAUGUAAUGUUUAAUGCAUUCCAUGUUAAUUAUGACAUAGUGCAGGAUUAUACUAUUUAAAUCAAUGUGAUAAAUGAGUUAAGUAAUCUUAAAGUAGUCAGGCAGUUGUUUUAUAAUGUGGAGCUUAACUGAAAUGCAUUACUGUUUUUUUCUUCUCUCUUUUACUUUAAUCAUAUUCUUUGUGAAACCCUAAAAUCAGCAAUCUUCAGGAAACUUUAGUGAUUUUUGCCUCACUCUUAUACUUCAGCAGUGCGACUGAGCUUUAUUUUAAGAAAAACGCUCACGUCUAUAGUUUUGUGGAAACAAAAAUAAAUGUUUAUUGGAAAAUGUU
This is a messenger RNA of Carassius auratus (goldfish), 4150 nucleotides long. It is a transcript of the gene aco1, whose product is annotated as aconitase 1, soluble. Lineage: Eukaryota; Metazoa; Chordata; Actinopteri; Cypriniformes; Cyprinidae. Bases 224 to 2896 code for a protein of 890 amino acids. The record is from RefSeq and is a predicted model, not a curated record. The transcript is spliced from 21 exons.